AAGUCUCAAGCCAGGAGCCAUUUUGUGUUGGGUGUUGACGCGCUGGAUGCGGUUAGUUUAUGUUAUGGUUUAAACCGUAUUGUUUAGAGACAGCAGUGCUCUGGGCUACAGUGUAUUGUUUUAUUUAGCUACGUAAUCGCCAUAUUCUCCUAGAUUGGGCGCUUCUAGAUUGUAGAGAGCGGAGGAGUUUCUGCGUUGGAGUGAAAUCCAGUUUAGCUAGUGAGCUAAUUAGCUUAGCUUAGCGUAGCUUAGCUGUGAUAGCGGGCGCUGACGGCGCCUCAAAAUGGCGACAAACGCGGCGAAGCAGGCCUCGACUCCCGGCUGGUCAUAUGGAAACACUUCCGGCAGUGACGCUCCGGUACACGAAAACCCAGAGUGGGAGAAAGCCAGACAGGCUCUGGCCUCCAUUAGCAAAAGCCAGAACUCUACCAAGACCUCACCAACCAACCGCACCACUGCACAGGCUGGACAGUACCAGACUUCAGUGACUGACUCUUCUGCAAUGCAACAACAACAACAACAGCAGCAGCAGCAGCAACAACAGUACUAUCAGUGGUAUCAACAGAACCAACAACAGUACCCAGGAUAUGCAUACCCUUACUACAACUAUUACCAAAUGCCUCCGUAUGGAGGGGGAUAUCCCCCAGCUCAAUAUGGAGUUCCUGGAUCCUACCCACCACCAACACCCCCUGCAGGACAGCCUCCAGGUAUGCCCAUGAUGGAGGACCAGUCUUCCAAUUACUCCUCUGAAUCCCAGCCACCACCCCCUGCUGUUCCCCAACCCCCCCCACAGAGCCCCACCUCCUCUGAUCAGCCCCCACCCCCUCCUCCUCCUCCUUCUAUACCCCCUCCACCUAAUGCCCAGUACCCCCCACCUCCCUCCCAAACCCCUUACAACCCAAACGGUGCCUUACCCUACAGUCCCACUGACUCCAACCCACCGAGAGGCUAUAAUCAUGGGCCCAGACCAAACUACCAAGGUUACCAGCCUCCUGGUUACCAUCCCCACCACCACCACCCGCAGCAGCAGCAGGGUCCAGGGCAGGGUCCUUACGGAGGGGUCGGCAGGGGAGACGGCAACAAGAAGCUCAACAAUGCAAACAUGAAUAAAGGUGGUCAGCAGUUGUGGAAUCGCAUGAAACAGGCUCCUGGGAGCGGCGCUGUAAAGUUCAACAUCCCGAAACGCCCAUGUGUGAUGAGCAAUCAGAACUUUCCCCCUGGUGAGCAGCCACCUGGAAUGGCUAACCCCACGUCAACAGCAGCAACAACCACAGCCUCUGCUGCUGCAACAGCUACCACGGCAGGAGCUGCUCAGACUGGCCCUCAGGAUUGGCCUCAGGCCAUGAAGGAAUAUGUGCAGCGGUGCUUUACAGCGUGCGAGUCGGAGGAAGACAAAGACCGCACAGAGAAGGUGUUGAAGGACAUUCUGCAGAGUAGACUACAAGAUGGCUCAGCUUUCACUAUUGACUGGACCAGAGAACCACUGCCAGAGUUGAAGCCCAGACAGUCUCGAUGGGAGGCUGUUUCUCAGCGCUCUCAGGAAAACGCAGUUGGUCGAGGUGGAGCCACCCGUGGCAGGGGCGGAGCUCGGCUGGGUAACUACAGAAACGUGUUCUCACAGAGAAGCCCCUCUUCCAGCUCGUCCCGCUCCUCAUCACGGUCACCUUCUCCUCAUAACCGCCAUAGAGACAGGAGUAGACAUCGCCGCAGUGACUCUGGCUCCCAGUCAGAUAGCAGCAUGUCCAGUGAUCUCCGACCACUUUCUCGCCGGCAGCAGCGGGCAGGAAGAGGCAGAGGCGAAGACAGAGAGCGAGGAAGAGGAGGGGGACGAGGAAGAGGAAAAGCAAAUCGCGGACGCAGGAACAUGGAUGAACCUGGCAGUGCCAUUGGUAAGAAAAGGAAAGGAGGUAAUGCAGGCUUGGAUUUCCAUGAUCCAAACCGUGAGGCAAAGAAGCAGAGUCGUGCUGCACGUUUUCACACCAAACGCACUGAGCCACUGGUGCUGAACAUCAACUCCUUUGACCUUCCCAAUGGCACCCAGGAGGGACUCAGCUGGGAAGACUGCCCUAUAGUGGGAACUUGCCAGGACAUUACCAAAAACUACCUGCGCCUCACCUGUGCUCCUGAUCCUUCCACAGUCAGACCUGUUUCUGUGUUGCGAAAGUCUCUGGUUGCAGUGAAGGGUCACUGGAAGACUAAUCAGGAUUACCAGUAUGCCUGUGAGCAGAUGAAGUCAAUACGGCAGGAUCUCACUGUUCAAGGUGUAAGAACAGACUUUACAGUGGAGGUCUACGAGACUCAUGCACGAAUUGCACUGGAGAAGGGAGACCACGAGGAGUUUAACCAGUGCCAGACGCAGCUGAAGGCACUUUAUAAGGACUGCCCAUCGGACAACGUGGGAGAAUUUACUGCCUACAGACUACUGUACUACAUCUUCACUAAAAACUCUGGAGACUUGACCACCGAGUUGGUAUAUCUCACCCCUGAGCUCCGCGAGGAUGAUUGUGUGUCUCAUGCUCUCGCGCUCCGUGCUGCCUGGGCACUAGGAAACUACCACAAAUUCUUCCAGCUGUACAAACGAGCACCACGCAUGGCUGCAUACCUCAUAGACAAGUUUGUUGAGCGCGAGAGGAAGUUGGCGCUGGGGGCCAUUCUCAAAACGUUCAGGCCCUCUGUGCCGAUGGAGUAUGUGCAGUCCAGCCUGGCAUUCCCAUGUUUAGAUACAUGUUUAGCCUUUCUGACAGGGCUAGGGGUGACGUUCACACCUUCAGACCCCAGCAAGAUAGACUGCAAAACCAGCUCAGCUUGUCUGACCACCUCUUAGAAGGGAAAGGAGUUGAGGGGGGAGGGUACUUAGACGUUUUUAGGUUCAGACAUGAGGGACCAUAUAUCUGCACAACACAGCCAACCAAACUCAGAUAAAAUCUAAUUAAAAUACUUUGUACAGCAGUGAUUUAAACUUCUAUUUAUAUUCUUACAACUCUUAUAGAGCGUGACUUAAACACAGAAAUGGACUGUAAACGCACACACACAGCUGCUUAGUUGCCAGUGCCACAGUAUGAUUUUUGCUGAUUUUCACACACAUGAAAUUUCAGAUUUUUAAACAUUUAGAGAGAACCUACCUGCCCAAUACAAUUUAAACAAAAAAAAAAGCACUUUCAGAAAGUGUAAAGGCUAGGUCAGUGUGUCUAGGCUAAAUCAGACAGAAGAUUUUAGACAGCAGGGAGGUUCAGGAUGUCCCGUUUCCUGCCCCUCACAAAUCAUUUUGAAGCUAACAGUGUUGUGUGUUCUCAUGUUUUUUCUCUCCUCAAGCUGACAGCCUCAAAGCUCACACAAAGUGAAAAGUCCUGCAAACCAAAGAUGUCAAGAAGGAAAGGCCUGUUUACAGAAGUUUACAGUCUCCAUCCAAGCACCGACCAAGAAGCCUGCUUGGCUCUACGUGUUUCAAUGAACUUUGCCUACUUUUUUAAGAAGAGGAUGGUUUGUAUACCUGUUGCCUGCAUCAAAUGAAUGUCAUUGAAGCUUCGUUAGCAGUGGAGAGCGUGAUAUCUUCAAAGCCUUUCGUCCAAGUGAUCCCGUUAAACCUGGAUGUAUGGACUUGCAAAGCGUGCUUCUACAGGAUGGUGGCGUUCUCUGGAUAAAAGUUAGCAAUUCAAAGCCUCUUCAGCAAAUUCCCACACCUUUCCGCGUUUACCCCUAACCCUCAACCUACCCUCACCCACAUCACGUCAGUACACGCACACACCAGAAUCUGGCCUUUUAAUCCCAAUUCAGCAGUGAAAGAAUCGUAGCUCAAUGAAGUGGCUCCAACCAACAAGUGACUUUAGUUACAUGCAGCUAAACAAGCAGCUGACCUCAGCCCUACUUCUGCCACCACCUCUACAGUUCUGAAGUGUAUCUGAGUCAUAGGGCCCAUUAGCAAGACCACAAGCUGUUAUUCCAUGAAGAUGAGAUGUCCCUGAAAGAUCCCCAACAUCACGCCUGAAAGAUCCCCAACACCACGCCUGGAUGAUGCCCAACACCAUGCCUGGAUGAUGGAGCUGGCUGCAGUCAGUCAAGCAACCCAGCAAAACCCAGUUUGGCCUCUGCAGUGUGAGAAAUAAGUCCUGUUCCAAAGAUCUCCACUUGACGGCUGCCACCCCCACCUCCAUCUCUUUAUCUCUACAUUGGGUGGCCGCCUCAGCUGUUUCUGCUGAUCCUGUUCCUGCUCCUGUGGUCCAGUCAGGUUCUGGUAUGGGUUUGUAUUAUGUGGCCUUGCCUCAGUGUCCACUCCAAGCCUGAGUACGUAUGUAUGGCUGGUAAGAAAAAAGGGACUUGGCUGUUUCUGGAUGGAGCAAGAUUGAUCAGCAGAAGAUGUUUUACUGGCUUUUUUUAAGUUAGUUGAGUUAAUUUCACUGAAAUCUUUAGAUUAGUCAAGUAUGUUAUGUGACUUAUGUAAUCUGAUCCACUUGAUAUUUGGUGAAUGUGUCAGGAAUUGUUUUGAAAAGUUAUACUGUCAGGGUUUUGGUUUCCAUCUUAAAAUUGGAAUCUAGCAUAGAAUGAAUGCAGAUGAUGGCAGUAAAAGCCAAAAAUGUCCUAUUAAGAAACCUGGGAAGGUUAAAUUCAACUUGUGAAUUUUCUCUACUCUGUUUUUAACAUAAAAAGGCUGCAGGUGAUGAACCAUUUGAAGAUGCAAUGGAAAACAUUUUGGCCUAUCUUCAAAGUUUUUGUGUUAUUUGGUGGUUGAGAUGAAACCUUUAGACUAUUUUAGGCUAAAAUGUGGAAUUAAUGAUAUAUGAUAAUUAUACUGGCUUACAGUGAUGGUAAUAGGAUACGGGUGUUGUCAUUAUAACAGACAAACUAUAAUAAUGCUAAUAGGAGGCUCACAAACAUUUAAUUUAUUAUCCAAGCUGCCAAUAUUCAGACACCAGGUAGAUCCGAUUUGUUUGUUAAAGGAAAAAUUCUGUGUGUGAUGGACUUUUGGUGUAGCGAAACGUGAUGAUGAGAUUAAACUUGUCAUAGCCCGUCUCUGCUCAUUUCCAGCAUUCAGAAAUAAAUCCCUUUUAGUCUAUGCUUCCAACAGGCUUACAAUUGGUAGAAUUCUGAGGACCCUGACAUUUAAAACCAGACACUAAUAACUUUAAAAGUGCACAGGUAGAUUAUUAAAAAAUGCAGCUUCAGGUAGUUUUCCGGUGCCACCAUCAUGAAAUCAAAUCACAUUAAUUGAAAUACAUUAAUAAUAUAAAGUUAUUCCAGCUACAGCUGGAAAUUCAUGUAUUUCCACAAAUUUAAUUUUGCAAUCUGUCCCCAUAUCCUACCUAUUCGUUUGUUAUGGUCAAGCCAAUUAUUGUGACUUCAUUUCAAGAUGGCAGAACCUGUUUUUAAUAAACUAUCUGUGCACUUUUUUUCAGUGCCUUAUUUUAAAUGUCAGGGCCCUCAGAAUUCUACCGUGGAGCUACUUUGAGCUUAUUAAUGGUAUAAACAUGAUCAUUUCUUUGCAUAAAUAAUGCUGUGCCCCCAUCACUAGCACUGUAAGCCUGUUGGGAGCAUCAGCUAAAAGCGCUGUAUUUUUGUAAUGCUGGGGAUGAGUUUGUGUUUACUAUCAUGUUUCCCUACACCCCAAAUCCAUUUCCCACCAGACUUCUCCUUUAAAUCUGAUCUGAUCAGAUUAAAUUGCAUGUCCAGUAAUUAAAACAUUGAAUUUUGUGUUUGUGUGUUUUCUAGCCAGACUAUUUAAACAAAAUAAUCUAUUUGCAUGCAUUAUAUGCAGAUAUGCUCACCAAUCAGAUUUGGGCUGACUGUCUAAACAUAGCACACGUGACUUUUGAGUUUUGUAUCAAAUGUUGAUAAAUCUUGAUGGUAAAAUAUUGGCAAAAAUCUUCAGGGACUAGUUUUUAGCUUAUUUUUAGCUUAAAUAUCUCCCUUCCAUCUCGGGCAGCAGGUGUGUGUGUGAUGGUGGAAUGACUUAUGACAGAACUUUUAGAGGCAUAGUUACUUUUCAAUUUCACACCACUUCGAACUUUUGAAGUCUUAUUAUAUGUUUUUCUAGAACAUCAAACCACUCCGACAUCUCAACCAUCAUUUUAAUUAAGCAGAAACUUUGGAAAAGCAGUCUGUGUUUUGAGGUCUCUUUGUGUGUUUGCAGUAUUGGUCUACAUUGUACAUCUCCAGCAUCUGUGUUUGCAGAUUUCUAAUAUAACAGUAUUAGCAGCGGCGCUUGGUGUUGAGGUAUUGAGGCACAGCUCAAAUGUUUGUCAGGCAUUAAGGAAGAAAUGGUUCCAUGUUUGUAUCCGCAGGUAGUUUUCAGGUGUAGCACUGGCUUUCUAUGCUGAUGUAAAUAUUGUACAGAUUAUAUGAGCAGAUGGUAAGUGUAAAUCUAAUCCAGCCAGUUAAACUGGAUGAAAUUAAAUGCAUAUUUUGUGAUGUGAAUAUGUAAAAAUGUACAUUUGAUAGGCUACAUAGAUCUUGUUGUGUUUAGUAAUGAGAAGAAAAAUGCUAAUAUAAAAGGGUCAAAGUGGUAACUUUUGACGAUCCUAUUUUUCCACUUUCAGUCAAUUCACUAUUUGGUUAGUACCGUGUUCUGACAGCUUAUUUGCUUUGAUUUUUGGUGUGCUUUAAAGCUUCAGAUUAUUUUUGUUUGUUUGGGUUUUUUUGUGCCCAAUCUCCCUUUACGUUUUUGUAGCCUUGAAUUUAUUUUUGUGUAGGGUUUUUUCCUCACUCCUUUUACAUUUUCAGAGUUUCUCUCAUUUAACUUCAACUAAAUUUAGGACUUAUAACCAAAGCCUUGUGGCCACACAGCAUAAUUACAAAUAAUGUUUUCAUCAAGUCCCUAUUUGUCCUGAUUAGCAUCAUUAGAAUUUUGCUAAUGCUAACCUGGUGUUUUGUUCUGUUUAUUUGGAUGUCUGUUUCUGACUCUUCUUUUUCUUUGCUUUUUUUGAUUUUGUAGUUUAAUUUGAAGCAUUUGUUAGCGAUUUUUGUUUAUAGUGUUCAGAUUCUGAUUUGACCACAUUUUCCAUUUGAUUGCCUACUGUAAAGAAGCUCUUGUUUAUUAUGAAAUGGAAUUCUGAAUGUUUGUGUAAAACUGAGCCCUGUCCUCCUCCCCUUCUUGCUGUCUCUCCCUUUCUCUCAUAUAUUCUCGUUUGUCUCAUUACCAGAUCUCUCUUUUUUUUUGUCCUUGCAGUCAUGCAUAAUUGGAGCUAAGCAAGGGGUGGAAAAGAUGAUGAAAGAGAUGAGAGGAAACUGGUAUCCAGAGAUGAACUGGACGCUGGAAAGUUGGCACUGUGAGCCGUGAUGAGCUGAGCUAAAUCAUGAAAUGCUUUCUUAUGCCAGUAUUGAGCGUUUAAAGAGCGUUGUUUUAAACAUGUUUUUGUAAGGUUAUUUUCUGUUUUAAAGAAAAUACCACCCUGUUAUUGCCCUGUAAUGUCAAGAAAUGUCAAUAAGCGGCUCCUUGAGAUGAGUGAGUUUGUUCAGAUGUGUUCUGCUCCAUAUUACUGGUCCCAGUUACUGGGUAGUUGUGUGAUUUGAUUGGCCGUUUGGAGAUUGAGUAUUAGUGUGCGUGUUCUAGACUUUCUAGCAAUAUAUAUAAAUGGGUGCAGGGCACAUCUGAACAUAAUAGAUACAAGUUCACUGAAUUUCUGAAUGUAUGCCAUUUUGUUUAAAUUAAUGCUAAUGUUCACAUUAACAGUCAUUUUUAGUAUUUGUUUUUUUUUUCCUCUUUCUCCCCCCCCAGUUUUCCCUCUGAAAAUGUUUAAUAUUUUGUUCUGCCAUAUUGCCAGUAGCUAAUUGUACUGUUUUUCCAGCUUGUUUGAAUUCCUCUAAUUCCCCAUCACUCCUUUUUUUUUUUUUUUAUUGUGGCUUGUGCUUUCCCUGCCUUAUCUGACUGCUUACCAUUCUUUAGUACCUUUCAUAGUAUUUUUUUUUUGCGCUUUUUAAAAUGCCUUUUCUUCCCUACACACUAAGUUUUCUUUACUAUUUUCUUUCAUUUAUUCUUUUCAGUCUUUCUCUGUCCUUUCCUUUCUUCUCAUUCUGUCCAUCUUUCUUUUCUCUCUUUUUCUCUCUCCACCCCUCUCCCACAUCUGUGUGUGUGUGUGUGUGUGUGAGAUAAGAUGACUCUGUAAUGGUUGUGAUGGCUGUAUAUGUGGUCUAAGCUUGUGCCGUAAGUAUUCCUGCAGCAGCGGCUUUCGCUCCUCUGCCUUCUCUUCCAGCUCUAACAUCCUAAUGUCAACCCCUCCCCCCUUCCCUGCUCCAUAUCACAUUAGGAUCUGUGAUCAAUAAAGAUCUAUAUUUGUAUAUUCUUGUGUACAUACUGAACUUGCUCUUGAGAACAUAAUAAUAAAUAGAGAUCAUUCAAUA
Astyanax mexicanus (Mexican tetra) is the source of this 8331-nucleotide messenger RNA. It is a transcript of the gene leng8, whose product is annotated as leukocyte receptor cluster (LRC) member 8. Gene Ontology annotation, cellular component: nucleus. The transcript has 15 exons. The record is from RefSeq and is a predicted model, not a curated record. NCBI's taxonomy places the organism in Eukaryota, Metazoa, Chordata, Actinopteri, Characiformes, Acestrorhamphidae. The coding region runs from base 284 to 2824 and encodes 846 amino acids.